AUGACACCCGCCAAUAUUUUCGACUAUUCGCGGCUUUUUUGCUCGCUCCUGACGGCGUUGCUAUCCUUACUGGCACCAUUGGGAGCCGAAAUCUCUUCAGCACGGAGCGUUAUCCGGGCUGGCUGCGCUUUGUUUGCUCUGGCAUGGAGCAACGUGGUGUUCCUCUGGACUCUGUCCAUCCUUCACCAUAAUGCCUACAGCCUUUCUACUUUGCACUCUGUUUUCUUUGCUAUAGCAGCUACUCUACAGGUAGACAGGCUGAGCGACGACCCGAAGCGCCUCUGGACACCCUACAAGUGGGCUUGGUGCUUGGGGUGUAUCAGUGAUGCCAUCGGCGUGGCACACUUCAUUUCCCGACGAAAUAUCGACUACAUAGCAUGGUUGGACCUCGCUUUCGCUAUAGGGAAGCUUCUAGUCUACGCCGGUAUACAAUGCUGCGUUUCGUUCGGCAGCGACCACAGGUACAAACGAGUACCUCAGGACGACGCCGAAAGCACGAUACCCGAACUUGACGAAAUCGACAUUGAGACGGGCCCGGGAACAGCAGCCAAAACAUCACAGUUACGCGACCAGUUCAAGAUCUUCUGGCGAUUUAUCUGGCCGAGCAACAACAGGGCGAUGAAAGGGCGCUUCAUUCUCGCACUAGUGCUCAAUUCAGGGAUACAAGUAGUUGGUCUCUGGAUUCCCCACGCUCUUGGCCGCUUCAUCGAUCGACUACCAAUUGCUAAGACGUGGGGCUCAGUCGUCUUUCCUGUCAUCUUCUGGUUUGCGCUUGAAUUCUCAAGUCCUAUCCUCCUCGGGCUAAAGCAACGGGUAUGGAUAAAGCUCAGAAGCUAUCGCUCAAGGUCGCUCGACAAAGCUACAUAUGCCAACAUUAUGAACGCAGACCACUCUUUUCAUACCACCAAAAGCCCAACAGAGCUCAUCAACAGCGUCGACAAAGCGAAGGGCGUCGAGAAUUCGUUCGACGGUCUGGUGGAACAUUCAGCUGAUGGGCUUUUCAUGAUCUACGUCAUGAUUCCCGUUAUAGCUGCAAGAUUUAACCAAUCAAUACUCAGCCUUAUCGCAGUUUGUCUCAUGACGAAAUAUGUCAUUUUCAGACGAGCGGUCACAGCACUCUUCCGAGCUAACGAUGUCCUGAUCUCACUCAAUGAGUUACACAAGAAGCGGCGGGAAGACACUGUGAGAGGCCGUGCAACGGCAGCCGCCUUCCAGCAGCUAGGAUACCUUGUCGGUGCAAACGACAGCAGAAUUGAGGAGCUCGGCCAAGCCUUGGACACAUACCUCAUACACGCUUACUGGUUCUGGGCGAGCAAUCUAUUGGUAGACUGCGUAGGACAGUACGUCGGCAUACUGCUUGUAUGUGACCAGGUUCUCUCUGGAAACAUGACUACUGGAGAUAUUUUUGUGUGGCUUGCAUACUGGAACCAAGUGGCCUCCCCGGUAACUGCAAUAUUGAAAGCCCUGGAAAACCUCUCGAAGAGUUUUCAGGAUGCUGCCAAAGCAGGGGAGAUUCUGGAUAUGAAACCCCGAGCGACGCAAGGGAAAGGCUUGACAGUCACACAGGGUGGAUUGGAGCUUAAGGAUAUCACGCUCAGUCUCGGAGGCAACGCAAUCUUCGAGAACUUCAACCUCAGUGUCCCCGGCGGUACCAAGGUGGCUCUCGUUGGGCCUUCGGGUGUGGGAAAGUCAACAAUAAUCGGCCUCUUGAGCGGCCAAAUUGUACCCGACAGCGGCGAGGUCUUGGUGGAUGGGCAGAACAUCAACGAAGCUGACCACGAUGUUCUCGCGAGUCAUAUUGGCGUCCUCGAACAAAAACCUCACGUUUACGACACCACGGUCAAGGACAACGUGCUCUACGGGAAGCGGGAAGCAACAGAUGAGGAAGUGGAAGCCGCCUGUCGGAAAGCUUGUAUUCACGACGACAUCGUCAGGCGUGAGAAAGGCUACGAAACUCCGUGCGGAGUGGACGGGAAGCACUUUUCUGGGGGCCAGGUCCAGCGCAUUACAAUCGCGCGGCUAUUUCUCAUGGACCCAAAAAUCCUCUUGAUAGAUGAAGGUACCAGCGCUCUGGAUGCAGCAACCGAAGGUUUCAUCAAGCGAAGCAUUGCGGAGACUUUCGAAAGUCGCACCGUUGUCACCGUAGCACACCGGCUGUCUUCUAUCAGGCAGGCAGACAUAAUAAUCGUGCUCGGCGAGAAAGGAGAGAUCGUCGAGAGUGGAACUCAUGACACACUCUUGAAGUUGAAGAGGAAGUACUGGGAAUACUGGCAGGAGCAUCUGGGAGAGCAGUCUUAA
Colletotrichum aenigma is the source of this 2298-nucleotide messenger RNA. RefSeq names its product ABC transporter aclQ (gene aclQ-0). Gene Ontology annotation, molecular function: ABC-type transporter activity; ATP hydrolysis activity; ATP binding. The transcript is spliced from 4 exons. Bases 1 to 2298 code for a protein of 765 amino acids. Gene Ontology annotation, cellular component: membrane. The record is from RefSeq and is a predicted model, not a curated record. NCBI's taxonomy places the organism in Eukaryota, Fungi, Ascomycota, Sordariomycetes, Glomerellales, Glomerellaceae. Gene Ontology annotation, biological process: transmembrane transport.